Messenger RNA from Psylliodes chrysocephalus, 1794 nucleotides. The record is from the annotation of a GenBank genome assembly. NCBI's taxonomy places the organism in Eukaryota, Metazoa, Arthropoda, Insecta, Coleoptera, Chrysomelidae.
CCAAUCACAAUAAGUUAUUUCGAUAUAUUGGGAACGUGGCUUUAACGAAAAACAUUUGACAUUUGACAGUAUUGACAGACAGAUGACAGAUUGAUUCAAUGGCGUUUUGUUAGAGGACAAUAACAUUUAUUUAAUCCAAUUUUCUAAUAUAGUUUGCAUUUUAAAUAGUUUUUUCUUAUUAAAAAGCUAAUAUUCCAUUACAGUUUCCAUAGUUGAGAGAUUCAACAAUCAGCUGUUUGCUCUUAAAAGUGUGAAUUUUUGGUUUUAUUAGUGUCAGUAUGAAACACUAUUUUUUGUUCCAGUAGAUUGUACGAAAUUUUUGUGACAAAAAAACAAGAGACCUUUGUCAAUUUCGUUAUGCUUGAAAGUAGUUUGCUUAAUAAGAGAUAGCCAUGGCGAAUUUGAACUUUACAAGGAAUAUUGGAGGUAACAGUAUUGGACGAACGAGUGUUAGUUUCGGUAGUAAUUCUAUGUCAGGACAUGUUACCCCAGUUUUCGGACAAAGAACACCUUCGGAAAGGAGGGGCCUUCCUUCUUUGGGAAACUCGAAUCAAAUGGGUAACAUGAACACGCUGGGAGGUUAUAGUUCCUUUAAUUCAGUUUUCGGUUCAGGUGAUACCAAUACUCCAUCUCUAUUAGACUUAAGCGAGUUUCCGUCGUUGACGAACAGAAACUCAGGUGAUAACGUCCCGCAACCGAGCCCGAUGCCCGGCGCGAAACCCUACGUGGGCAUGGUGAAACAGCCCAUAUCCGAGGCCAGCGAGUUUACCAUGUCCUCCGAAGACUUUCCCGCGCUGCCCGGCACCCAGAACAGGGACGGUGCGUCGCCCGGUAGUAAUAAUUCUGGUGAUAAGAAUACAAGUGGAGGUGCUGGGGAUGGAGUGAGUUCGAGGGAAGGAGAAAAGAAUGGUUCAAAAUCAGGUAUCCAAACGUCGCCGGACGGCAGGGUGACGAACAUCCCCGGCAGCAUGGUGAACGACCAAUUCGGCAUUGUCGGCCUGUUGACGUUUAUCAGGGCGGCGGAGACCGAUCCGAAUUUAGUGUCGCUCGCCCUCGGCCAAGACUUGACGGCGCUCGGACUGAAUCUCAACUCGCCCGACAACUUAUAUCCGACCUUCGCGGGGCCCUGGGCGGAACACCCGUGUCGGCCGCAGGACAUCGAUUAUCACGUGCCGCCUGAGUAUCUUAUCAACCACGCCAUCAGGGAUAAACUUGCUUCUAUGAAGUUGAGUCGAUAUAAAGAUGACUUGUUGUUUUUCAUGUUUUACAAUAACGUUGGUGAUAUACUUCAAAUUGCAGCUGCCUCAGAAUUAUACAGCCGGGAGUGGAGGUACCACACGGAGGAGAAAGUCUGGAUCACGCAGGUGCCUGGCAUGGUACUAAUGGAAAAGACAUCGACUUACGAGAGAGGGACUUACUACUUCUUCGACGCGCAGAACUGGCGGAAGGUAGCGAAAGAAUUCUAUUUGGAUUACAGCAAACUCGAGGGUCGGCCCGUCAUGAACCAAAACCUCCAUCACAACUCAUGAAAGUUCUUGAACGACAUGACACUGCUUCCUGAAUAAAUGAAAGUGUAUAAUUGUGUUAAAUGGGGUCGUAGCGUUUCGAAAAGCGUAUCGCGUGCGUCUCUUUUGAACGGAAUCGGCGUCGACCAGAGUUUUUUGUUAAAUUAUAGGAAAAUUUUGUGAUUAAAAUUAUCGUUUAUUAGUGAAUGUUGGGUUUUGUAAUUACAUAUAAAUUUUUUCAAAGGUUGUAAGUGUUUAUACACACUGAUAGAUAAAGAAAAGGAACGAA